GUCCUUUGUUGUAUGCAACGAUGUUCCGUCUUGUUCGGUGUGUCGUGUGUGUCAAUAAAAAAGCAGUCACAGCCCUCGGAAAUGGCGGGAAUUACUCAACUGGAAGUAUUGUUCCAAUAUCAACAGGCAAAUACACAAAAGUAGAAGAUUAUUACGCGGGAAAAUCCGUGUUCAUCACUGGUGCUACUGGGUUUCUCGGAAAGAUGUUCGUAGAGCGGCUGUUGUAUAAUUGCAAGGAUAUUGAUAAAAUAUAUGUUUUAAUAAGGCCCAAAAAAGGACAGGAUACUGACAAAAGGCUGAAGAAAAUAUUUGACGUUCCAAUUUUCGAGAAAUUAAAAGAAACAAGGCCAGAGGAUUUGAGAAAAGUGACUGCUAUUGAAGGAGAUAUAACAGCACCAGAAUUGGGUAUCAAAGUUGCUGAUAAACAAAAACUAGCUGACCAGGUGUCAGUAGUAUUCCACUCGGCAGCUACAGUCAGAUUUGCUGACACGUUUGAUAUGAUAAUGAACGUGAAUUUAGAAGGAACCAGAAAAAUGAUAGAAUUUAGCAAAAAUAUGAAGAAAUUGGACUCAUUCGUUUAUAUUUCGACGGCAUAUUCUAAUUCGAACAAUCUGGUCAUCGAUGAGAAACUAUACCCGCCCAUUAAAGAUGUGGAGGAGGUUCGAAGAUUUGUUAAAGAGCAUGGAACUAAUGAGAAGAAAGUCAAGGAGUUCUUAGAAAAGUUUCCAAAUCCUUAUGCACUAUCAAAGGCUCUGUGUGAAGUUCUACUUGAUCAAGAUAGAGGGCACAUGCCUGCAAUAAUAGUCAGGCCUUCUAUUGUGAGCCCAAUCCUUAAUGAGCCCGUGAAAGGCUGGACCGAUAGCUGGGUGGCAGCUACCGCCCUCUUCAGUAAUAUCGCAAGAGGCCUCACGAACGCUGCGUAUGGGCGACAGGACGUGGUCUGCGAUCUGAUUCCAGUGGAUUACGUCACCAAUUUGACUAUUUUAGCUGCGGCUAAAGGAAAUAAAACAAAAGAUGUGAUGGUGUACAACAUCUGCAGCAGCGCAGUUAAUCCCAUAACUUGGAAACAUGCGUCUGAUUUAUUCUUAGAAGAGAGUAGAAAACUUGGCUUCAGCAAGAGAAAACAGCGUGAAGUAUUAUUGAGUAUGUCACCAGCAGUCGUUAAGAGUAUGACAUUUGUUUUAAAAACAAUACCCCUCUUUUUUGCUGAUGCGGGCCUGGUCAUGAGAGGAAAGAAGCCAUGGCAUCUGAAGGAACACCACCGCGCCAAUCACUUGAGAGACCUUUUGCAUCCAUUUUUAACAACAUCCUGGUUGAUUAAAUGCAACAGAACACUCUCCCUCAUAGAAUCUCUGGACGAACAUGAUAAGAGAAAAUUCCAAUGCGAUCCCAGUUUGAUAUGUUGGAACGAAUAUAUGAAAAUAUUCUGUUAUGGUGUAAAGAAAUAUCUCCUAAAUGGUAAAUAGGGAAUAAGAUGAGGUUAUUGUGUGGAUAUUUAAAUUAACGUUAUUUUAAUGUACGUGUAUUAUAAAUUAAAAGCCCGAUAAAACUACGACCAAAUAUGAAAGACAAUUAUUUUCUAAAAAUGGUUAUCGACGUUCCUGAGGAGACUUUUUAGAAUCUAUAGGGGGGAGGACCACCUCUGGAUAAAAUGGAAUUACUUCGUAUCAAAUAAAAAAAGAUUAUUACAGUGAAUCUAUAUUAGGGACUUACUUCAUAAUAUACUAAUAUAAUAAGAAUAUAUGUCUCGUUUUUGUUAAUCUGUCAUGUGAAAGCACUGAUCACUGAUCAAUUAGAUUUUCAUGACACUUUAUAAGCUUUAUAAUAUACUAGCUGUUCGCCCCGGCUUCGCCCGUGGUACAUAUAUAGUCUAUGUUACUCGUCGAUAAUGUAGCUUUCGAAUGGUGAAAGAAUUUUUAAAAUCGGUCCAGUAGUUUUUGAGCCUAUUCGUUACAACCAAACAAACAAACAAAGUUUUCCUCUUUAUAAUAUUAGUGUAGGUUAAUACUAGCUGUCCCGGCGAUCUUCGCAACGCCGCAGAAUAUCGUUUCGACACAUUUUCCUUCUUGUUCUCACACUUUAAACUUUCCUUAGAUCUCCGCGGACAUAUCAAGACCAAAAUAAGAUA
Zerene cesonia (dogface butterfly) is the source of this 2128-nucleotide messenger RNA. RefSeq names its product putative fatty acyl-CoA reductase CG5065. Gene Ontology annotation, cellular component: peroxisome. The transcript is spliced from 11 exons. The coding region runs from base 21 to 1466 and encodes 481 amino acids. The record is from RefSeq and is a predicted model, not a curated record. Gene Ontology annotation, molecular function: alcohol-forming very long-chain fatty acyl-CoA reductase (NADP+) activity. NCBI's taxonomy places the organism in Eukaryota, Metazoa, Arthropoda, Insecta, Lepidoptera, Pieridae. Gene Ontology annotation, biological process: long-chain fatty-acyl-CoA metabolic process.